AUGGGCUCUGAGCUGGAGACAGCGAUGGAGACUCUCAUCAAUGUGUUCCAUGCCCACUCGGGCAAGGAGGGAGACAAGUACAAGCUGAGCAAGAAGGAGCUAAAAGAGCUGCUGCAGACUGAGCUCUCCGGCUUCCUGGACGCCCAGAAGGAUGCAGAUGCUGUGGACAAGGUGAUGAAAGAGCUAGACGAGAAUGGAGAUGGGGAGGUAGACUUCCAGGAGUACGUGGUGCUGGUGGCUGCCCUCACAGUAGCCUGCAACAACUUUUUCUGGGAGAACAGUUGAGCAGACAGCCCCAGUGGGCAGCGCCCUUCCCCCUCCUCCCCCCUCACCCCACUUUUCCCUCCCUACACUCCUACCCUUGCCCACCCUCCACCAAGGGCGCAAGAGUAGUGGGCCAAGCCUGCAACUCAUCUUUCAUUAAAGGCUCUUCUCUGGCCA
Mirounga angustirostris (Northern elephant seal) is the source of this 441-nucleotide messenger RNA. It is a transcript of the gene S100A1, whose product is annotated as S100 calcium binding protein A1. Gene Ontology annotation, cellular component: cytoplasm; sarcoplasmic reticulum. Gene Ontology annotation, biological process: regulation of heart contraction. The record is from RefSeq and is a predicted model, not a curated record. Gene Ontology annotation, molecular function: S100 protein binding; calcium-dependent protein binding; calcium ion binding. The transcript is spliced from 2 exons. The coding region runs from base 1 to 285 and encodes 94 amino acids. NCBI's taxonomy places the organism in Eukaryota, Metazoa, Chordata, Mammalia, Carnivora, Phocidae.